Molecule: messenger RNA, 1465 nt
Organism: Topomyia yanbarensis
Lineage: Eukaryota; Metazoa; Arthropoda; Insecta; Diptera; Culicidae
Product: gastrula zinc finger protein XlCGF46.1-like
Exons: 7
Coding region: 182-1456 (424 amino acids)
Cellular component (GO): nucleus
Molecular function (GO): zinc ion binding
Source: RefSeq, a predicted model, not a curated record
AUGACAGCUCCAAUAUUUUGAAAAAGAAUCAGAUCAUAUAAACAAGGUGUAUCAAUAAAAUUUAUAUUUUAUGUACAAUUAUUUAAUAAGAUCUGCUUAAUCUACAAACCAGUCAAAAGUUUUUAUACGAAUAAUCAGUACAAAAUCAUUGACUGCCCUCACACACAAAAAUAGUUGCAAUAUGGAACAUGAAUCAAUGUGCAGAAUAUGCGGGAAUUUAGAAGUGGAGAAAGUAUCGUUUCUAAAAUUCAGCGUUGUCGCUGAUAUCUACUACAAAUUGACCGCUUUACAGCCGGAUGACACGGAGUUCCCCGACACUGCCUGUCAACAAUGUUACAACACUCUGGUCCAGAUCGAUAAGUUUCGGUCAAUGUGUCUGGAGGUGUUCGAUCGAUUGAAAAAAACGAUUUCCUCGUCAUUUGGUCCCAAGUUGCUAAUUAAGGAGGAAGAAAAAGUGGAAGUCGAAUUUUUUGAAAUGGGUCUUAGUGUUGGAUCGAAUUUUGAGCCGGAUAUGUUGGGGAAAGGAGAAGAAUGCUGCAAUCAGGAAACUCUGGAAAAGGAUGAAAAUCAAUAUGAGAAUGAAGCUGAUGAGAAUCCUGGAAAAAGUGAGUCAUUGAACGCGAAGAACGGACGUGCUUCUAAUACGAAGAAAAGGAAGCGCAGAAAAAUUGAAUGCGAACAGUGCGACAAGUUCUUCUACGAACAAAAGCGAUACGAGGGACACAUGCGGAUUCAUGCGGGACUGAAAUCGGCGGUGUGUGAGAUUUGCCAGAAGACAUUCUCCAAGUGGCCCUAUCUGAAGGAACAUCAGCAGAUGGUUCAUGAACCCGCAAAAGAACGAUUGACUUGCGAAGUUCCCGGCUGUGGAAGGACGUUUGCUUUGAAACAUCAUCUCAAAUUGCAUCAAGUCAAAAAGCAUACGGUACCACUUCAGCCCAAAUCAAGACACAUGUGCGAACAGUGCGGAAAAACGUUCACCACCAUUGCUAAUCUGAAGAUCCACAAAUAUUCCCAUGGCGGGAAAUUACCAUUCUCCUGUAAUUUGUGUGGCAAACGAAUGGAAAGCAACUUUAAAUUGAAAAUUCACUUGAUGCGGCACAAAGGAAUCAAGCAACACACUUGCCCCGAGUGUGGUUUGAAAAAAACCACUAUCACAGAACUGAAAACGCAUAUGAACUAUCACACGAGAGAUAAACAAUACCCGUGCGAGACGUGUGGGGCGGUGUUCUAUAGCAUAGGAAAUAAACUUCGCCACGUGCGGAUCGUCCAUCAGGGAAUUAAGGCUUAUUCGUGCACCUACUGCGAUCUAUCGUUUGGAAAAGCCGAGACUCUUAAACAUCAUGUUAUGACCCAUACCGGAGAAAAACCACACGCCUGUGACCUGUGUGGCAAACGAUUUAUCCAACCCACGGCACUACAAACACACAAAAAGACACACCUAAAAAAAUUGAAUUAAGACAGAUGU